AUGUGUGUGGAGUUCGUGCGUCGCCUCCUCCCUGCACCCCGCCGCGUGGGCCGAACGCAGCCCACUCCCGGCCCACACAGCCGGUCGCUCGCCUCCUCGGCUGUCGCCCCCCGCUUCUCGCUCUCCCUCGCGCCGACGCCUCGCCCGCCACGCCGCCCCUCGCCCGCCACGCCGCCCCUCGCCGUCCCUCGCUGUGCCGCGCCGCCGCCUCGCCCCUCGCCCGCCGCGCCGCCCCUCGCCGUCCUGCUCGUGCCGCCGUCCUGCUUGCGCCGACGCCGCCGCUCUCGCGCCGCCCUCAGCCCUCGCGUCCGUCUCGCCCGCCGCCGCCGCACCCUCGCUGCCCUCGCCCCGUCGCGCUGCCAGCCUCCGCCAGCUCCGCCCUCGAUCCUCGCGUCUGUCUCGCCCGACGCCGCCGCCGCCACGCCCUCGCUGCCCUCGCCUCCCUAUUGCAGUGCCGGCCUCCGCCAGCUCGGCGCCGCCAACUCGCGCGCCUCCUCCGUCGCGAGCUCCACGCCACCGACCCGCGGGCCUCAUCCGGUAGGCCCUCCGUCGAGCCGGCGCGCCCCUACUUGGUUGUACCCCCUCCUUGGACAUCUCGGGGCCGCGGAGCCGCGCGACUCCAGCGCGGCCAGCUCGACGCCACGGCUGAACGAGAACGGCGCCAUCACGCCGCUCCGCUCUGGCGUCACUGCGCCAAACUGUGGCGUCCCCGACGUGCCUCCUCGCCGAGUAGAUCUGUGGUGUCAUUGCUGUGGCCAGCUUGCUUAAUACAACUCUUGUGAACCUAACACUUCGUCUGAAUAGUGCUUAGCAUGAUUCUAGGUAACUAUUUGUCUGAUUAUCAGAUUAUUUGAUAUGAUGAUUUGCCCAGUAUAUGUGUUGCCAAAAGAAGGGAUUUCUACCGUCCAUUCUCUGGUAUUGAUCACUCUCUCACAUCUUCUUUCGUUUCCACUGACCAGGCUGAGGACUUUGAGGAUACGAGAUUACUGACCAAGCUUAUAGUUCAUUGCUUGUGAGUUGUCUGCUAAAAGGUAUGUGAUGCCCUUUCUUCUCUGCUUCUUCCACUCCACCAUUAGAAAUCAAUUCUCUGAAAAUGUGUCUCUGUGAUGUUAUAUUGAACUAUAAUGUUUGAUUGGAGCUAACUUGCCUGUCGGUAUCUUUGUACUAUCAUUGUUCGAAUAUGUAUUUGGAAAAAGUGAACGCUAAUCGAAAAGGGCGACAGUUUCAGACCCGGCAAGUUAACUAAAUAUGGUAAUAUAUUGAAUUAACCGCACGGGCAUUCAAAAGAGCUAUAAGUUCUCCUCACUUAAGUAUUGAAUUAACAUAUUCUGUUCUAAGCUAGCAUGACACUUUCUAUUGUAUUUAUAAUUUUAUUAGUAAGUGCAGAUGUUCUGAAAUAGUAACUAAAUAAGUCCCCUUUCCUGUAACUUCAGGUUUGUCAAAUUGGUUGAGUUAUUGUUAGGAUGAUCUAAACUUUGUGACAGUGGGUCCAUGACAAGGUAGAUGAAACAAUUAAUACUUUCAUACUGCCUCUAAUAGUCUGCUAGCAUGGUCUUGAUAUGUGUCAAGAUUCUGAACUCUGAAUGUUUCUGAAUUUCCACUAGGUCCGCAUACUGCCUCUGAAAAAAGCUGUCAAAGAGCCUAAAGUGAGUCGAUGAUAUAUACAACAUUGAUCAUGGAAGGAUUUGAUUCCAACAACAUUGGCUGCAUCAAGAUUGCAUGAAGAUAACAUGAGAAAUGGAUUGAUAAGAGAGCAAUGCCGGUCCAGGUAGGAGAAGCAAAGUUAUCUCAGAAAUUCAUGUGCAAGUCAAUUGUUUUAUUUUUACCUUUUCCAAAUCAUUGUAAGGCAACCUACUUUUUCAGCAGGUUUCUAGGAUUGGGAAGGGAGAAGGGCAUGCAAGGGGACUUUAUGGAUUUUAAGAGCUUAGAGAAUGAAAUUAUGGGGAUCCCUUUAGGAUGAUUCCCCCGUAUAAUUUUUUUAGCUUAGUUGUGAUGCCUAAGUUACUAUUGGAAAUGUUCUGAGAUGAAAGGAUACCGGUUUAUUAUCAUGCAGAAUUGGUUGGAACUACGAUGUAAUACAUGAUAGGAAAGCUCGUACUAUGUGUUACAAGGGUCUGAAUAUUGUUCUCUCCUCUCUUUUUUGUUGCAGUAGGCACACGGGUAUAAAAAGUUUUCGUUGAAAAUUGAUAAUCAGUGGAUUAAAUUGUUUGGAACAAUGUUAUUUAUUAUGCCUUUUAGUUGACA
Molecule: messenger RNA, 2244 nt
Organism: Panicum virgatum (switchgrass)
Lineage: Eukaryota; Viridiplantae; Streptophyta; Magnoliopsida; Poales; Poaceae
Product: proline-rich receptor-like protein kinase PERK2
Exons: 4
Coding region: 1-768 (255 amino acids)
Source: RefSeq, a predicted model, not a curated record